GGCCCAAGGAUGUCCCCAGGGUGGGAUGCUGGGCCAGGAGGGUGUCCCCAAGAUGGGAUCCAGAGCCGCUGGCCCUGACUCAGCUCUGCCUCAGCAUCACGUGCAGCCGCCAUGGAGCCGCCGCUGCGUUUCCCCCCUUCCCAUCGCCUCCUUCCCUCCAACCCCAUCCAGGCUGAAGCGCCUGCCAAGAUUUUCCAGCUGCUUCUUCUCCACUUCCUCAAUCCAGCGGCAAUAAAAGCGCAGAGCGCCCGCAUCCCCGUCCCAGGGCGCCCCGUUCGCCGCCGCCGUCGCCCCGCAGGAUGCUGGGGAUUUGGUGGCCCACCCUGCUGGUCCUGCUGGUCCCCGCGGCCAUGGCCCAGCUGCGCCCCGCGAGGGAAUUGGAUGCCCAAUGGGAGCUGUGGAAGAAAACCCAUCGGAAGCAGUACAACGGCGAGACGGAUGAGGUGACGCGGAGGCUGAUCUGGGAGAAGAACCUCAAGUACAUCAACACCCACAACCUGGAGCACGCGUUGGGCGUCCACACCUUCGAGUUGGCCAUGAACCACCUGGGUGACAUGACCAGCGAGGAGGUGGUGAGGACAAUGACGGGCCUGAAGGUGCCCCACAACCGCCCGCGUCGCAACGAGACGCUCUACAUCCCCGACUGGACCGAGAGAGCUCCGUCUGCCGUGGACUGGAGGAGGAAGGGCUACGUGACGCCGGUCAAGAACCAGGGGCAGUGCGGCUCCUGUUGGGCUUUCAGCUCCGUGGGUGCCCUGGAGGGGCAACUGAAGAGGAAGACGGGGAAGCUCCUCUCCCUCAGCCCCCAAAACCUGGUGGACUGCGUGGCCAACAACGACGGCUGCGGCGGGGGCUACAUGACCAACGCCUUCGCCUACGUCCACCAGAACCACGGCAUCGACUCCGAGGACGCCUACCCCUACAUCGGGCAGGAUGAGAGCUGCAUGUACAGCCCCAGCGGGAAGGCGGCCAAAUGCCGCGGCUACCGGGAAAUUCCCGAAGGCAACGAGAAGGCGUUGAAGAGGGCAGUAGCCAGGAUCGGCCCCGUCUCCGUAGGCAUCGACGCCAGCUUGCCUUCCUUCCAGUUCUACAGCCGGGGUGUGUACUACGACGAGAGCUGCAACGCCGAGAACAUCAACCACGCCGUGCUGGCGGUGGGCUACGGCGCGCAGAGGGGCACCAAGCACUGGAUCAUCAAGAACAGUUGGGGCGAGGAGUGGGGCAAUAAGGGCUACGUCCUCCUGGCGCGCAACGCCAACAACGCCUGCGGCAUCGCCAACCUCGCCAGCUUCCCCAAGAUGUGAGCGCUCCCGCGCCGCGGGCGCUCCCUCCUUCCCCCUCUGCUCCGGCUCAGCCUUUCCGCUCCCCAUCGCCAAAGCUGACGGCGCUCCAGGUGGGAUCGCUGCGUCUCCAGGAGGAAUCGCCUCCCCCCCCAGGAGAAAGGGGAUGGGGGUGAUGAGAUCCCGUUGUGCGUUCCUGGACUCCUUUGCCGCCGGCGCCGCGCUCUGCCUUCCCGGCUCCAGAGGGUCGGAUCCAUCCGGAGACGCUUGUGCAAGGAGGAUCCGAUCCUUCUGUAGACCGUUGUGCAAGGAGGAUCGGAUCCAUCCGGAGAUGCUUGUGCAAGGAGGAUCCGAUCCAUCUGUAGACGCUUGUGCAAGGAGGAUUGGAUCCAUCUGGAGAUGCUUGUGCAAGGAGGAUCCGAUCCAUCUGUAGAUGCUUGUGCAAGGAGGAUCGGAUCCAUCUGGAGAUGCUUGUGCAAGGAGGAUCCGAUCCAUCCAGAGAUGCUUGUGCAAGGAGGAUCGGAUCCAUCCGGAGAUGCUUGUGCAAGGAGGAUCCGAUCCAUCCAUAGACCCUUGUGCAAGGAGGAUCCGAUCCAUCCAGAGAUGCUUGUGCAAGGAGGAUCGGAUCCAUCCGGAGAUGCUUGUGCAAGGAGGAUCCGAUCCAUCUGUAGAUGCUUGUGCAAGGAGGAUCCGAUCCAUCUGUAGACCCUUGUGCAAGGAGGAUCUGAUCCAUCUGUAGAUGCUUGUGCAAGGAGGAUCCGAUCCAUCUGUAGAUGCUUGUGCAAGGAGGAUCCGAUCCAUCUGUAGAUGCUUGUGUAAGGAGGAUCCGAUCCAUACGGAGAUGGUUGUGCAAGGAGGAUCGGAUCCAUCUGUAGAUGAUUGUGCAAGGAGGAUCGGAUCCAUCCAUAGACGCUUGUGCAAGGAGGACCCGAUCCAUCCGGAGACGCUUGUGCAAGGAGGACCCGAUCCAUCCGGAGACGCUUGUGCAAGGAGGAUCCGAUCCAUC
Cuculus canorus (common cuckoo) is the source of this 2286-nucleotide messenger RNA. It is a transcript of the gene CTSK, whose product is annotated as cathepsin K. The transcript is spliced from 8 exons. Gene Ontology annotation, cellular component: lysosome. The record is from RefSeq and is a predicted model, not a curated record. Gene Ontology annotation, molecular function: cysteine-type endopeptidase activity. Bases 300 to 1304 code for a protein of 334 amino acids. Gene Ontology annotation, biological process: immune response. Lineage: Eukaryota; Metazoa; Chordata; Aves; Cuculiformes; Cuculidae.